This is a messenger RNA of Akanthomyces muscarius, 1848 nucleotides long. RefSeq lists its product as uncharacterized. NCBI's taxonomy places the organism in Eukaryota, Fungi, Ascomycota, Sordariomycetes, Hypocreales, Cordycipitaceae. Bases 1 to 1848 code for a protein of 615 amino acids. Gene Ontology annotation, molecular function: protein binding. The transcript has 2 exons. The record is from RefSeq and is a predicted model, not a curated record.
AUGGAUCUCCCCGCACCUGCGGAAAGGGACCACAUACGUCAUGGACUCGGACUGUUGAGUCUCGAUGCACAUGAUAUGGACUGGUUCGAAAUCGACGUGGCCGACACAGGGCCACAAAGGCGACCAAGCACUGAGAGCACCGAGAGUGUCGGCAGCGCUGGGCUGGCUAUGCGCAUGCCGCCGCAGAGCAGCGCCGAUCUGAGAGCUUUUCCAUUAAGCAAUGCAAGAACAGCUUCCUGGUCAACAGACGGCUAUGCGCCAUCGAUGAUUUCUCAACACAGGGCUUCACAUAACCUCGCCCGGUCAAACGCAUCCAGAGACCAACGGCCGUCUACAGGUCGAUCGCUGCGCACUGCCAUGGCCUCCAAUGCUUCUCAAUACAGUCUUUAUCCUGCGCCCACAAAGCCUCUCCCUCCCCUCCCGCCACCUAGGGAUCCUACAAAACGACUGUCUUCUGCCGACUCCAACAGCCGAUCAUCUAUCAGCACUCGCUCGUCACGGUCAAACGUUCCCGGAAGUUACAGUGCGCAAUUCCUGCCGAGCCCGGCCACGACUGCAUCACCAAAUUUCGGAAAAGGCAAAAUUGAAUAUCGCACAUUUUCGGAUCGAAUCGGUGCUCCUAUUCCGAGGCCUCUUAGUCAACGAUCGGUACCGAAAGCUUUGAGUCUUCAUUUUUGGAAAGACAUUGUUUCCGAGGACAAAAAGAUCAACAACAGCGUGCACUAUCUUGACAUAUCACCCGCAGGGACGAUUCUUGCGAGCAAGCAUGGAAACAACUUGAUAAAGCUGUGGUCCAUGGCCAGCGGGGAACUACAAAGUGCCGUCAAGUUCUCAUCCUACACAGAGGCGAGAUCCCGUUCUAGGGAGUAUAUGAUUCGCAGUCACGCCAUCCUGUCUGAAUCAUCCACAUUGAUUGCAAUCGCUACGCGUUUCGGUCGCUCAAUUGAGAUAUUUAACUGGGCGAAAAAAAAGUCGAUUCAAACUAUUGGAGACGCCGACCGUUGGACCGCCGGCCGCUUUGAAUUGUUCGAUGGAGGGAGAUGCCCUCUGGCGGUAUAUCGGCAAGAGACCGCGACAAUCGACAUUUUCCUGGCAGCGAAAGAGAACAAAAAGCCGCUCUACAAGCAUUGCAGCAUCGAAAUGGCCAAGGCCGGGCUCCCUUUUGUUCCCAUACUCCCCGAGUUGGCGAUUUCGGCCACAAGCCCACUUGUAGUUGCCGCAGCAGGACCGAGACCUCCGAUGCCUGGUCAUCCUCCCCCAAAAAGGGAGACCCUUCUUGUCGCAUGGGAAACAUCGGAUGAUGGCGAUACCUCAAAUAAGCCAUAUCGAGUUGCAAGGCCAUGGCAGCACGAGGAGCUCGACACCGCCGUCCCAAUGGAUCUGGUGACGUACGGCAGCGUAGUGGUAUCCAUUUGGGUACCAGCCAGCUUCCGCGCCGUGCCCGUUCCUGCAUCACGGAAGGGAACGGGGUACAACCUACUUUCAGUCAAAGUGCCACUACGCUACGUGCUCGUCUGGGAUCUAUCAGCAAACUCGACUCGAACAUUCGCCAUUCCAAACUGCAUUUCUUGUAUAUCUCCCGACUGCCGAUUAGUGGCGUACUGCGACGCUUCUGGCUCUGAGAUCGGUGCCAGAGGCUCGAUUGCCAUUGUAGAUGUAAUAAGCGGGGAAGAGGUCUGGUGCUGGCCAGACAAGAAUGCCAUGAAUAUGCAAAGUGGUUUUGAACCUGGUUUUGAGCAAUUUCAAGAUCUGGGCAGCGUUACGGAGCUUUCCUUUUCGGCUGAUGCUCGUUUCUUGAUUGUGGGAGAUGGCCAAGGGCACAUGGGAGUUUAUGACGUGCGGACAUGA